Molecule: messenger RNA, 567 nt
Organism: Ilex paraguariensis (yerba mate)
Lineage: Eukaryota; Viridiplantae; Streptophyta; Magnoliopsida; Aquifoliales; Aquifoliaceae
Source: the annotation of a GenBank genome assembly
AUGUGUCAGCUUUCGACCACGAUAAGGACAAACCUCGGUUACUCUGUGAAUUUGUUCACACAGACAGAGUCGAAGAAGACUGAAGAGGAUAUGGAAAGUGCAGUGAAAACACUCAUCUUGGGUUUCAAUCCUAAGAUAAUAGCUCACCAGCAUACUGCACAUGUCGUACCAUAUCUUCCAUUUAAAAGAACAUGCUUUUCUGUUAAGACGGGAUAUAGAACCCAUAAAUUUGGUGCAAGGGGGGAUAGUAAGAAUUUUUCUGCCGUUGAUGCUGUAUCAUCAGGCGCGGAAGAUAUUGAAAUUGCUUCUUCUCAAUAUGAUGAUUUUUCUGUUACUACUACCAGUACUGACAUGGCUGCAGAACUAAAGAUAACUGUGGAGGUAUCUGGUGCCAAAACUCAAGAAAUUUUUGACGAAGUGUUCUCCAGAAUGGUCACUGCUGCUCAACCAAUCCCAGGCUUCAGAAGAGCGAAAGGAGAUACCAAGAGACAUUCUUUUAGAAGUUCUUGGACCUUCCAAAGUUUACAAGGAAGUUAUCAAGAAAAUAAUCAACUCUACCAUACUUGA